This is a messenger RNA of Pungitius pungitius (ninespine stickleback), 1777 nucleotides long. It is a transcript of the gene creb3l3a, whose product is annotated as cAMP responsive element binding protein 3-like 3a. Gene Ontology annotation, molecular function: DNA-binding transcription factor activity, RNA polymerase II-specific; RNA polymerase II cis-regulatory region sequence-specific DNA binding. The record is from RefSeq and is a predicted model, not a curated record. The transcript is spliced from 10 exons. Gene Ontology annotation, cellular component: nucleus. Bases 36 to 1334 code for a protein of 432 amino acids. Gene Ontology annotation, biological process: regulation of transcription by RNA polymerase II. Lineage: Eukaryota; Metazoa; Chordata; Actinopteri; Perciformes; Gasterosteidae.
AGGGGAGGGGGGAGUUCCACUGAAGCAAGCAAACUAUGGAGCACUACCAAGACGAGGGCGGCGACGGCAUCGAGCUGCUCGACUGGCUGUUCGAUCAGAACGAGGGGAUCCUCCGUCACGAGGAGGCGGGACGCCAUGGCAACCGCCUCACCUGGCCGCUCCAGGACCCGACUCAGAUGCCGCAGGCGGACGACGACUUCCUCAACGCCCUCCUGAGCGGAAGCGGCGACUCGGCCUCGGGCUCGCCCCUCUGGCCGUCUUCUCCCAGCGACAGCGGGAUCAGCGAGGACCCCGCCUCGGACCAGAUGGACAGCCCCCAGCGCCCCGAGAGCCCCAGCGGGGCCGCGCGGUGUUUCGCCGCGAGGCCACAGACCGACGCGGCGGGCCCGGGAGCCGCAGCGCCCGCUGACCUCUAUGGCUGGCAGGCCGCAUUCCCAGCGGGCCGGACGAGGAUUACACAACCCCCCCUCGAUGCGCGUCGACCACAGAUGCCCCCCAGCUUCCCGCUGACUGUCAAGGAUCUGCUGCUGUGUGGCACCCAGGAGCCCCCCCCGCACCCGUCUCACCAGUCCAUUCAGGAGCUGAUUCUCAACGAAGAUGAGAAGAAGCUUCUGGCGAAGGAGGGGGUGACUCUGCCCGGCCAGCUACCUCUGACCAAGUACGAGGAAAGGAUCCUGAAGAAAAUACGCAGGAAGAUUCGCAAUAAGCAGUCGGCUCAGGAGAGCAGGAAGAAGAAGAAGGAGUACAUUGAUGGGCUCGAGAGCAGGAUGGCGGCCUGCAACGCACACAACCACGAGCUGCAGAGGAAGGUGUCCCAGCUGCAGAAAUGCAACAUGUCGUUAAUGGAACAGUUGCGCAGGCUGCAGGCCAUGGUCAUGGGUUCCUCCAACAAGCCGGCCCAGGCCGGGACGUGUGUGCUGGUGCUUCUGCUCUCCUUCUCGCUGAUCCUGUUCCCGAGCCUCAAGCCUUUCUCUGACGCCAAGGUCAGCCAAGGGGACUUCGGUCCAGUCAGAAUCCAGUCACGGUCCCUGCAGAACCUGCAGGCUUCGCGCGUUCUGCAUGUCACCGAAUCCCCGUUCCCCGCCGCGGACGAGCCGGAGCCUCUGCGCCGGGAAAUGGAAGAUAUCACCGCCGUGAUGGAGAAGCUGGACGUGAGCCCGGACCGGUCCGCCAUGGAGCCCCUGGAGCCCCUGGAGCCCGUGGCCGUAAACGGCAGCCGGCAAGAACCCGUGGUCGAUCAUUUCCACGUGGACCCAAUUACCGGUCACAUAGCUUCCCUGACCCUGGACCCCCGGCGCUCUGCGCGGCUGCGACCGCAUGCUGAUGACAUGUGAGAGGAAUGGAUGAAUUAUUUCUACGUGAAUUCCCUAAAUCUUCCUGCUCCCGAUAGCAGAAAUAUCUGUUUUAUACAGUUUAAACUAAUCGUUUCUGGCCUUUUAAUAUUGUUUCUGUAUUUAGUUUGUAUUUCUUUUCCUUGGUUGUGAUGCUGUUUUAUUGUGCAUAAUAUAAUCGUACACUGAAAUUGGUCGUGUGGAUUAAUUGAGUAAUAUUGCGCUGCUGACUUUAAAUAAAAUGUCAGUGCGAUUUAGUUUGUUUAAGAAUGACAAAAAAAAGCUGGGCACAUUGCGCUCGGAUGACGUGUACAGUUUUGAUCUCAACAGACAAUUCUUAAAAUGUUAAUGUUUUUUUAGGGCAUGUUUUCCAUUUAAGAAUUUAUUGGAAGUGUUUGGAAUAAUUCAUGAAUAAAAUCUGCCUCAAAUAAAAUAUGUCAAAACAA